Paramuricea clavata is the source of this 495-nucleotide messenger RNA. The record is from the annotation of a GenBank genome assembly. NCBI's taxonomy places the organism in Eukaryota, Metazoa, Cnidaria, Anthozoa, Malacalcyonacea, Plexauridae.
AUGGGAGUUGAUUUCCCCCACGUGAAAUAUGUAAUACAUUUCGGUCCAGGAAGAACGCUAACAGACCAUUUACAGCAGGCAGGAAGGGCUGGAAGGGACUCUCAGAAUGCAUAUAACAUAAUUAUGUACAUGGGAAAACAUCUUCGGCAAUGUGAUGACACAGUUAAAAGUGUUGUAAAGAAGCAGGAGUGCAUUAGAAAACUCCUUCUCUGUCAUUUUACUGAUGAUGAUCCAACUGUGGCACCAAUGCAUAACUGCUGUAACAGAUGUCACAACCUUUGCAAAUGUGGUGGAGACAAGUGUGGAAAUGAUCCUUUUCCAUUUGACAAAUUACCACCUAGGGCUGAAGAAGAUGAAAAACGACGAGUAGUUACUGAGGAUGAUAAAAACUGCAUCUAUGAUGCACUUAUGGAAAUCAAGCAGACUUAUGUCUCGGAUUUUCUGAUAGCAUUAUUCAAUCCAUUGUGGAAAAUUCGCACAAAAUAUUUAGUGUAA